Melampsora larici-populina 98AG31 is the source of this 588-nucleotide messenger RNA. RefSeq lists its product as uncharacterized. The coding region runs from base 1 to 588 and encodes 195 amino acids. The record is from RefSeq and is a predicted model, not a curated record. Lineage: Eukaryota; Fungi; Basidiomycota; Pucciniomycetes; Pucciniales; Melampsoraceae. The transcript has 4 exons.
AUGAAUGCUCUCAAGAUCAAUAAAUUUAUCUACCUCACAUUGUUUGGUUUCUGUCUAUGGGUAUCAUUGACACUUGCUGUCUUUGUUGGGUUUUGGAAUAUGGAAUUUGAGUAUUCACAGGCAAUUGAUAAAAACCAACAAGACAAUGCUUUAAAGCUGGUUGAAGAUUUUUAUUCACACUUGGCAUGCCCUCAAUCUGCGAUUGGAAAAAGGAUUUUUCAAAGUUUGAAACAGUUCCAAUUAUAUGAAAUGGAUGGAAAUGGGGCAAAAGUUUUCUACAACAAAAGGAUCCUUGAAAAAUUCAGAGAUGUGUAUUGGUGUCAUCAAAAACUUGACAAAGCCAAAUUUCUUGAUCCUUCAGGAGGUUCAUUUGAAUUAGAGAUAGAGGGCACAUCUUCAAAUCAAUUUGUUGAAGCAACUAGGUGGUUAACUCACAAGGCCAUUUUCAAAUUCAACUCAGAAAACAAUGAACUUGUGAAAGUUAACUUCAUUCAUCAGGAACAAAAUCCAGAAUCCUCAACUCAUGAAGAUUUGAUCCAAAGCUUACGCUUUUUUCUUUCACAAUCUGAAGGAACCUCCACAUCAUAA